CAUUUGGGUAUUCAAGUGAAGAUGUUCAAAUGGUUAUUGAGACAAUGGCUGCCCAAGGGAAGGAACCAACCUUUUGUAUGGGUGAUGAUAUCCCAUUAGCUGUACUUUCACAGAAACCACACAUGCUUUAUGACUAUUUUAAACAGAGGUUUGCUCAGGUCACAAAUCCUGCAAUUGACCCUCUAAGAGAAGGUCUGGUAAUGUCCCUUGAGGUCAAUAUUGGCAAGCGUGGAAAUAUUUUGGAAAUUGGACCACAAAAUGCAGAUCAGGUCAUUCUGUCAAGUCCUGUACUGAAUGAGGGGGAGCUUGAUGCGCUCAUGAAGGAUCAUAAUCUGAACCCUCAAAUAUUACAUACCUUCUUUGAAAUUCAGAAGGGAAUACCUGGUUCGUUAGAUAAAGCAAUAAACCAGCUAUGUGAAGCAGCAGAUGAUGCUGUUCGUAAUGGUUCACAGCUUCUUAUUCUUUCUGAUCGUUGUGAGGAGCUGGAACCAACACGACCUGCUAUUCCAGUUCUUUUGGCUGUUGGUGCUGUUCACCAACAUUUGAUUCAGAAUGGCUUGCGGAUGUCAGCUUCCAUUGUUGCUGAUACUGCUCAGUGCUUCAGCACUCAUCAAUUUGCAUGUCUAAUUGGAUAUGGUGCCAGUGCGGUUUGUCCAUAUUUGGCGUUAGAAACCUGCCGGCAAUGGCGUUUGAGCACUAAAACUGUGAACCUAAUGAGAAAUGGGAAGAUGCCAACUGUUACGAUUGAGCAGGCUCAACGGAACUUCUGUAAGGCAGUAAAAUCUGGUCUUCUGAAGAUUCUUUCUAAGAUGGGUAUCUCACUGCUUUCUAGUUAUUGUGGAGCGCAAAUAUUUGAGAUAUAUGGUCUAGGGCAAGAAAUUGUUGAUCUUGCUUUCUGUGGAAGUGUGUCCAAGAUUGGUGGACUAACUCUUGAUGAGUUGGCUAGGGAAUCCUUGUCAUUUUGGGUAAAGGCAUUCUCUGAAGAUACUGCCAAGAGGCUAGAAAAUUUUGGAUUUAUUCAGCACAGGCCAGGAGGGGAAUAUCAUGGAAAUAACCCAGAAAUGUCAAAGCUGCUGCAUAAAGCAGUUCGCCAAAAGAAUGAAAGUGCAUAUGCAAUCUAUCAGCAACAUCUUGCCAAUCGACCUGUAAAUGUUCUUCGCGAUCUCCUUGAGUUUAAAAGUGACCGACCACCAAUCCCUGUUGGGAAAGUUGAAUCAGCGUCUUCAAUAGUCCAACGCUUUUGUACAGGUGGGAUGUCUCUAGGAGCUAUUUCUAGGGAAACACAUGAAGCAAUUGCUAUAGCAAUGAACAGAAUAGGUGGAAAAUCUAACUCUGGAGAAGGUGGUGAGGAUCCUAUUCGAUGGAGUCCACUAACAGAUGUUGUUGAUGGGUAUUCUCCAACACUUCCUCACUUGAAGGGCCUUCAGAAUGGGGAUACUGCUACUAGUGCAAUUAAGCAGGUUGCUUCUGGACGAUUUGGGGUCACUCCAACCUUUUUGGUCAAUGCUGACCAAUUGGAGAUUAAAAUUGCACAAGGUGCAAAACCUGGUGAAGGAGGGCAACUGCCAGGAAAGAAAGUUAGUGCUUACAUAGCCAGGCUAAGAAAUUCUAAACCCGGAGUUCCACUAAUCUCUCCACCUCCACAUCAUGACAUUUAUUCAAUUGAGGAUCUUGCUCAGUUAAUUUUUGACCUUCAUCAGGUCAAUCCAAAGGCUAAGGUGUCUGUGAAGCUUGUGGCAGAAGCAGGGAUUGGGACUGUAGCGUCUGGCGUGGCUAAGGGCAAUGCUGAUAUUAUACAGAUAUCAGGGCAUGAUGGAGGGACUGGAGCUAGCCCUGUAAGCUCUAUUAAACAUGCAGGUGGCCCAUGGGAACUUGGGUUAACUGAAACACAUCAGACUCUUAUCGACAAUGGAUUGAGAGAAAGGGUCAUUCUUAGAGUUGAUGGUGGAUUUAAGAGUGGUUUUGACGUCCUAAUGGCUGCAACUAUGGGUGCUGAUGAGUAUGGUUUUGGUUCUGUUGCAAUGAUAGCUACAGGUUGCGUCAUGGCUCGUAUCUGCCAUACAAAUAACUGCCCAGUUGGUGUUGCUAGCCAGAGAGAGGAAUUACGCGCUCGCUUUCCUGGUGUUCCUGGAGACCUGGUUAACUACUUCUUAUAUGUUGCUGAAGAGGUAAGAGGAAUGUUGGCUCAAUUUGGAUAUGAGAAAAUGGAUGAUAUAAUUGGCCGGACAGAUGUGUUAAGACUGAGACACAUCUCUUUAGUUAAGACUCAGCAACUUGAUCUGAGCUAUCUAUUAUCUAAUGUGGGUUUGCCAAAGUGGAGCAGCACUCAAAUAAGAAGCCAGGAAGUUCAUUCUAAUGGUCCUGUCCUAGAUGAUGUUAUACUUUCUGAUUCUGAGAUUUCCAAGGCAAUAGAGCAUGAAAAGGAUGUUUCCAAAUCAUUUAAAAUUUAUAAUGUUGAUCGUGCUGUCUGCGGCCGCAUAGCUGGUGUUGUUGCCAAGAAGUACGGUGAUAGAGGUUUUGCAGGGCAACUGAAUAUAACAUUUACUGGAAGCGCUGGACAAUCUUUUGGUUGUUUUCUAACUCCUGGAAUGAACAUUCGCCUGGUUGGAGAAGCAAAUGAUUAUGUAGGAAAGGGUAUGGCUGGUGGAGAAAUGGUAGUAACCCCAGUUGAAAAUAUCGGCUUUUGCCCAGAAGAUGCAACGAUAGUUGGGAACACCUGCCUAUAUGGUGCAACUGGAGGUCAAAUAUUUGUUAGGGGAAAAGCGGGAGAACGUUUUGCUGUCAGAAAUUCUCUUGCCCAAGCUGUGGUUGAGGGUACUGGAGAUCAUUGCUGUGAGUACAUGACUGGUGGCUGUGUAGUUGUUCUUGGAAAGGUGGGAAGGAAUGUUGCUGCAGGCAUGACUGGUGGUUUGGCAUAUAUCCUUGAUGAGGAUGACGCCCUCAUCCCAAAGGUCAACAAGGAAAUCGUGAAAAUUCAGAGAGUGAAUGCUCCUGCUGGUCAAAUGCAACUGAAGAGCUUGAUAGAAUCCCAUGUUGAAAAAACUGGAAGCAGCAAAGGUGCAACAAUUUUGAAUGAGUGGGAAGCUUAUCUACCUUUAUUUUGGCAAAUUGUCCCACCCAGUGAAGAAGACACUCCUGAGGCUUGUGCAGAAGCAGUGAAAGUGGAAGUCGGGAAAGUGACUCUUCAGUCUGCUUAGGUGCCAAAUCUGACAUUGGAUUGCAAACCUAUCUACUCUUCAUCAUCAUAUGCGAAGAAAUCAUUGUUUCUCUUUGCUCUUUACAUUAGACCAUGGAUCAGCAAAUUAAACAGUGGAUAGCAUGAGCAACUAUGCACCAUUCAUGCAAUUACUUGUACAUCUUCUCAAUAAAUAGGUGAACUAAAUAAUUCUUUAAAAAGUUGCUUGCAGAUGGUGGGCGGCCUGGGUGAGGGAAUUAUUGUCGGUCUUGUAUAUAUUUCUGUUUUCCGGUUGGCUGACAUUUGUUUGUGUGAUUAAAAACAGUUGCUCCUCACCCAAUGGGUUAAGUCUACAACAUUUAGCUUUUUCCUAAAAUAUGUUGUGGAGGAGGAGGGUGCUUUGUAGCUGCUGCUGUUGGUAAACUACAAUAUGGACGCCGGGAUGUACUUACUGUUUGAAUAUAAUGUUUUUAAAUGCGAAUCAUAA
Messenger RNA from Dioscorea cayenensis subsp. rotundata (Guinea yam), 3662 nucleotides. Its product is annotated as ferredoxin-dependent glutamate synthase, chloroplastic. Lineage: Eukaryota; Viridiplantae; Streptophyta; Magnoliopsida; Dioscoreales; Dioscoreaceae. The coding region runs from base 30 to 3197 and encodes 1055 amino acids. The record is from RefSeq and is a predicted model, not a curated record. The transcript is spliced from 24 exons. Gene Ontology annotation, molecular function: glutamate synthase activity.